GCCUUUUACUGGUAGCAAAAUGUGCUCCUCAGAGCGAGUUCCUUCCUUUGAUGAUUCACGGGAGACCAAGAGGUGGUUUUGUUCCCCUGCCAACGAGAAAUGAGACAUAUGCCCAACAGACAUUAGGCAUCAUCGUGGCAGAUUGGUUUGUAAACAGAGUGAACCAUUUCAGCGAUUAUCCGGAUGUCUACAAUCAGAGGUACUGGUACUAUGAUCAAUGGUACAGGACUGGUGGCCCAGCAUUCUUGAUGCUUGGAGGAGAAGGGGCACAAGAUCCGUCCUGGCUCCAACAAGAAGACCUUGAAUGGAUCCAAUUAGCAAAGCAGCAUGGCGCAAUGCUCUUCCUCCUGGAACAUCGGUACUAUGGUCAAAGCAGGCCCACACCGGACAUGUCGACGGUUAAUCUUUGGACCCUUAGUUCAGCUCAAGCAAUAGAGGACACGGCCGCAUUCAUCAUAGGGAUGAAGGCAAAGUUCCCACAACUGGCCAAUGUUCCCUGGGUUACUUUUGGUGGAUCAUACGCA
This is a messenger RNA of Haemonchus placei, 524 nucleotides long. The record is from the annotation of a GenBank genome assembly. Lineage: Eukaryota; Metazoa; Nematoda; Chromadorea; Rhabditida; Trichostrongylidae.